GCCGUGACAACAGUACACAAAUGGAACGGCCCGCUUGAAGAGCGAAGCUGUUUUGCGGUCCGAGUUCUCUCUGACCACUUGUCCUGUGUUUGAACAUCGUUACCAGACGCCAAAUUAAACACUGAGCCAGUGCAGUGCCAGAUGCCAGAGGAAACCUCAGAGAUGUCGUCACCACCACCCAUCUCAGGAACUGAAAGUACUGCCAAAUCUCAUAAAAAAGACAUGAGGAGAAGGAGUGGGGAGACACGACAAAACCCAUUCAAAGUGCCAGACAGUAAUAGUAUUUUUCUACUGAGUGCAAAUGAAAAAGGGGACCAUAAAGAGGAGAUGCGUAAAUUCCUGGCUUUGCCAAUUGAUGAGAAAACAACCCACACUACACAGAUGAUGGCCAAGCUGAAGAAAGCGCUGGUGGGAGAACUAGAGGAGGAGGAAGAGGAGGAGGAGGAAAAGGAGAAGAUGAAGAAACUAAAACAAAUCAAGAGUAAGACAACUUUCCCUAAACAAACACUGGGCAGACAUGAGCUGAAGAUGGCCAUGAUGAAACGAGAAAACUUUACAAAAGACAGCAAACAUGACUUCAUCUCCAUGGAACGGCAGAAGGCAGUGUUGGAGUUAUCUCUGAUGACAAAGAGGUGCGAGAUUUUGAGGAUGGACAAGGCCAUUGCAAAAGAGGAGAGAGAGCUUAAAAAGCUCGAAAAGAUCAUUGAGAGAGACAACCUCAACUUUGAAGAGUUCCUCAGGGAGAACGAGAAGAAGUCUGUGGAGGCCAGAAUAUUUUUUGAACAGGAGGCCAAGUCCAAACAGGAGAAGAGUGCUGAGAUCAAGAGACUGGCAGCUGAAAUGGGCACAAUAAAAAGUGAACUUGCCAAGUUUGAAGAAAUCCUGGUAGACUACAAGAGAUACAAGAAGCUUCUGUUCAAGCUGUCUCCUCCGGAGUGGCAGGAGGCCCAGAAGGCUAGGGCUUUGAAAGCUAAGGUCCAGUCUGACAAAGACAGAAAGGACAAGCAAAAAAGGGAGCCUAAGGAGUCAGCAAUUAGGAACGGUUUGGAGAACAUGGAGUCCAGUCCAGGUACAGAGCUGCCUCCCAUCAGUGAGACCAGGCUGUCCUCAGCCCACAGCGACACACUGAUCACAGAUGCUAAACUAGAUAGUGACAGCUCUGAGUAUGAGGAUGAGCCAGAACUGUACUUUUCUGAUCCCCAGCAGCUUCUAGAUCUGGUGACUGAGCUGACAGAGCAGAACUUGUCCCUGAUUCAGAACUCUACAAGGGUGGAAGAGACAGUGGAGGAGCUCCGACAGUCCAUGGAGACAACCAGAAAGAAGAUUGAAAAGGAUGAAGAGCAGCUAACACUACAGAUAAAUGACAUGAAACAGAGAAUCGACAAAGAGAGGGCAAGAGGCAACAAGCUCAAACGGAAGGUUCAGCUCCAUGUGUCAUUGAACAAAGAAGACCAGGAUGUGAUGCUCGAUGCUCUGGGUGAGAAGGUGGCAGAGGUGCAUCGCAGCUGCGUGGAUGACAGGAUGACCAACCUCAGCACCUUGGAGAAGCUUGCCAGUAUUGAGAACCAUAUGUCUUUACUGCUGCAGGGCCUUGAGAGCAUCCCUGAAGAAAGCUUGGAGAUGAUGAAGAAGAUAAAGGACAGCGAGAGGAGGAGCAGGGAGCGUGAAAAUAAGUUGAGAGAGCAGAGAGAGAAACAGAAAGAAAGGAUGAGGAGGUAUUUGGAGAGAUCCCUGGCUGACUCCAAGAAAAUGGGUGGGAGAAAGCUCACGCCCAGAUGCAUGCCUGUUGCCCAGAAAGUCAAGGUCAGCAGUGUGGACAACAUCGCCGCAGAGGACGAGCUCCAUGCCUACCUCUUCGCCUCUGAGGACAAAGACUAAAAAAGAAAAUUAUAUACACAAAAUUAAGUUUUAAAAAAAUGCAUUCAUGCCUCCGACACAACAGUUGAGGAGUGAAAAUGUUAUUGGACAUUUAGUACACAACAAUCUUGACAUAAAGUACAAUAAAGCGGUCUGAUGCUGUGAAUAACUGAGUGCUCGGUUCUAGUGGUGGAAUCUAACUAAAUACAUUUACCCAAGUACUGUACUUAAGUACAAUUUUAAGAUACUUUACUCAAGUAUAUCUAUUUUAUGCUACUUUAUACUUCUACUCCACUACAAAGCAAACUAUUAUACUUUUUACUCCACUAUGAUUAUCUGACAGCUUUAGUUACUGUUUACUUUUCAGAUUAAAAUUUGACAUUAAAGUGACUGAUGUGGACAGACACCAGCCUCAUUAAGAAACAUAUGCUUUGGAACUGCCGAAAACUUUUUUUAAUACUGGACUAAAAUCUUCCAAUCUGUCCGAGGUCAUAUAGAAACCACUCAGGCCAGAUCCCAUUCUAGUUGUUCUGUGUGAAAGCUUCUGAUAUAGUUGUCAAACAAACAAUAUAAUUUGAUUUCUUUAGUAACACUGUUAGCACAUAGACUGAUUCUAUUAAACUGGAGAAUAACCCACCAACCCACUCAGCUCUGUUAAAAGAUGUGAUGUGAUGCCUCCAGCUAGAAAAAAUUACAUUUGCACUAAUGGGGAAUAUAAAAAAAGUUUUAUUUGAUAUGAUAAGCUCAUGAUCUGUUGUUGAUAAUACAGCAAAGACAUCCUAUGAUAUUUGUCUUUUCGUCUUUUGUUUUAUUGCCUGUGAAAUUAAUAUUAGUUGUUAGAGUUGUUAGUACGUCUAAACUUCUCACAUGGUUUUGUUUUAAGAACUGUUCAAAUUAUCCGAUAUUUCACAAAAAAUAAACAAAAACUCCAAAAAAAACUGAAAACAAAUUUGUGAAUCGGAACUUUAUUUUUUCCUCCUUUCUCUCCCAUGAAUCAUCUCAUGACCCCUCAGAUUUAUCUGAGGGAGUUUGGGAUCCAUUGGACUAAAGUAGUUAAAACCUCAAAUAGCUACAACAGCUGCUUACACGUUGAUCCAUCUGUAUUAAUGUCAUUUAUUGUAACAUAUCAUUUACAGGGGCAAAUUUUCUGCAAAAUGUUAUUUAUUUUUAAUACUUGAAGUGAAUUUUGCUGUUGAUACUUUUCUUUCUUUACUUUUUUAAAUUGUUGUAUCGGUACUUUUACUUAAGUAGAGGAUCUGAGUACUUCUUCUACAACUGUCCGGCUGUGUAACUGUUGAAUAUUAAAACUUUAAAUGGUUGCUGCCCAAAACUAUCAGGAAAUGUAUUUUAUCCCCAUAAA
Messenger RNA from Xiphias gladius (swordfish), 3217 nucleotides. It is a transcript of the gene cfap100, whose product is annotated as cilia and flagella associated protein 100. Lineage: Eukaryota; Metazoa; Chordata; Actinopteri; Istiophoriformes; Xiphiidae. The record is from RefSeq and is a predicted model, not a curated record. The coding region runs from base 142 to 1878 and encodes 578 amino acids. The transcript has 16 exons.